Molecule: messenger RNA, 5356 nt
Organism: Jaculus jaculus (lesser Egyptian jerboa)
Lineage: Eukaryota; Metazoa; Chordata; Mammalia; Rodentia; Dipodidae
Gene: Arih1
Product: ariadne RBR E3 ubiquitin protein ligase 1
Exons: 14
Coding region: 417-2117 (566 amino acids)
Biological process (GO): positive regulation of proteasomal ubiquitin-dependent protein catabolic process; protein polyubiquitination; ubiquitin-dependent protein catabolic process
Cellular component (GO): ubiquitin ligase complex; nucleus; cytoplasm
Molecular function (GO): ubiquitin protein ligase activity; ubiquitin conjugating enzyme binding; zinc ion binding
Source: RefSeq, a predicted model, not a curated record
GGGGGACUGUUUUCCGUCGGAGGCCGGAGCGGAGCCGCGUCUGACUGGAGGCCGGCGGCGAGCGGCGCUCCGCUCCCUCGUGCGCCUCGCUUCCUUCCUACCCUUCCUCCGCGUCCUCUUCCUCCUCCUCCUCCUCCUCCACCGCCCCGCCGCCGGCCGUCAACCGCCGCGCCCUGGGAGGAGCCGCGGCCCGCGGGGCCAGAGCCAAGGCCUUGCGUCGGGACAUCCGUAGCCGGAGCGCGAAGCCGGGGCCUCGGCGUCCCCGCCCUCUCUCCCUCUCCCUCUCUUUCUCCCUCUCUCUUUCCGCCUCGGCCCAGCGUCCGCCGGGGGGGGUGCUCCGCUUCCUCCCCCCAUCCUCCUCCUCCUCCUCCGCCUCCUCCACCCCCCGCCCCCCCAGCCCCAGCGCGCGUCGCGCCAUGGACUCGGACGAGGGUUACAACUACGAGUUCGACGAGGACGAGGAGUGCAGCGAGGAGGACAGCGGCGCCGAGGAAGAGGAGGACGACGAGGACGACGACGAGCCGGACGAUGAUAACCUGGAUCUGGGCGAGGUGGAGCUGGUGGAGCCCGGCUUGGGCGUCGGCGGGGAACGGGACGGACUGCUGUGCGGGGAGACGGGCGGCGGCGGCGGCGGCGGCGGCAGCGCCCUGGGACCCGGCGGCGGCGGUGGCGGCGGCGGCGGCGGCGUCGGUGGCGGCGGCGGAGGAGGAGGACCCGGCCACGAGCAGGAAGAGGAUUACCGCUACGAGGUGCUCACGGCCGAGCAGAUUCUGCAACACAUGGUGGAAUGUAUCCGGGAGGUCAACGAGGUCAUCCAGAAUCCAGCAACUAUCACGAGAAUACUCCUUAGCCACUUCAAUUGGGAUAAAGAGAAGCUAAUGGAAAGGUACUUUGAUGGAAACCUGGAGAAGCUCUUUGCUGAGUGUCAUGUAAUUAAUCCAAGUAAAAAGUCUCGAACACGCCAGAUGAAUACAAGGUCAUCAGCACAGGAUAUGCCUUGUCAGAUCUGCUACUUGAACUACCCUAACUCGUAUUUCACUGGCCUUGAAUGUGGACAUAAGUUUUGUAUGCAGUGCUGGAGUGAAUAUUUAACUACCAAAAUAAUGGAGGAAGGCAUGGGACAGACUAUUUCAUGUCCUGCUCAUGGUUGUGACAUCUUAGUGGAUGACAACACAGUUAUGCGCCUGAUCACAGAUUCAAAAGUUAAAUUAAAAUAUCAGCAUUUAAUAACAAAUAGCUUUGUAGAGUGCAAUCGACUGUUAAAGUGGUGUCCUGCCCCAGAUUGCCACCAUGUUGUUAAAGUCCAGUAUCCUGAUGCUAAACCUGUUCGCUGCAAAUGUGGUCGCCAGUUUUGCUUUAACUGUGGAGAAAAUUGGCAUGAUCCUGUUAAAUGUAAGUGGUUAAAGAAGUGGAUUAAAAAGUGUGAUGAUGACAGUGAAACCUCUAAUUGGAUUGCAGCCAACACAAAGGAAUGUCCCAAAUGCCAUGUCACAAUUGAGAAGGAUGGCGGUUGUAAUCACAUGGUCUGUCGUAACCAGAACUGUAAAGCAGAGUUCUGCUGGGUGUGUCUUGGCCCUUGGGAACCACAUGGAUCUGCCUGGUACAACUGUAACCGCUACAACGAGGACGAUGCAAAGGCAGCAAGAGAUGCACAGGAGCGAUCUAGGGCAGCCCUACAGAGGUACCUGUUCUACUGCAAUCGCUACAUGAACCACAUGCAGAGCCUGCGCUUUGAGCACAAGUUAUAUGCUCAGGUGAAACAGAAAAUGGAGGAGAUGCAGCAGCACAACAUGUCCUGGAUUGAGGUGCAGUUCCUGAAGAAAGCAGUUGAUGUCCUCUGCCAGUGUCGUGCCACACUCAUGUAUACUUAUGUCUUCGCUUUCUACCUCAAAAAGAAUAACCAGUCCAUAAUCUUUGAGAAUAAUCAAGCAGAUCUAGAAAAUGCCACAGAAGUCCUUUCUGGCUACCUUGAAAGAGAUAUUUCCCAAGAUUCUCUGCAGGACAUAAAGCAGAAAGUCCAAGAUAAAUACAGAUACUGUGAGAGUCGACGAAGGGUUUUGUUACAGCAUGUGCAUGAAGGCUAUGAAAAAGAUCUGUGGGAGUACAUUGAGGACUGAGAAUGGCCCUGCAUAAAAUGAACUCUGAAAACUUUACCAUCUAGAGUGCUCAUGCAAUUAAAAAACAAACAAACACAAACAAGGAGGCACUAAGCCUAUUCUGACACUGCUGGUCUGUAGUACCAGAAUUCUGUUUUGUUAACGGAAAGUUUAAGUAAAUUAUAUUGUAAUAAAAAAGGUAGAUAAACCAUUGUACAACAGUAUUCUAGGCCGCCAACCAAGUGUGACAGACACACUAAAAGCCCUCCAACUUUAACUUGUAACGUAGCUUCAUUCUCAAAGCUGACUUCUUUUUUUUUUCUUUUUUCCUUUUUCCUGAGUGUAGUACAGUUAAAUUUCAAAUAGUUCAUUGACACCGCUUUUCAUGUCCAAACAGCCAUUUUGUUGUACUUUGGUAAAGAACCUCUUCCCCUUCCUCCCCUGCACAUACAGAUACACCCACAUACAAAUUGACUCUCUUUCUCUCAUACCCCAAGGUCAUGAGUGAAUGAUGUUUAUUAGCUACUUCUUAAGAGAAAAUUCUUGGGAGGGGGAUAGGAGUAGGCAGCAAGAGGAUUAAACAAACAACCCACAUAAACUUUGUAUAUGACUUUUAAAACAAGAGGACAACACAGUAUUUUUCAAAUUGUAUAUAGCGCAUAUGCAUGGACAACGCAAGCGUGGCACGUGUUUGCAUAAUGUUUAAUUACAAAAAUAUUUAUUCUUUAAAAAUCUUCAAGAUUACGUCUAUUUGCUGUGCAUUUUCUUUCAGUUGGCUUUAUUUUUCUGGGGUUGGGAAACAGAUGUGAAGACCUAACUAGAAUGUUUCAGUUCCCCAGUCCUGAGGUUACUUUGCCCUUUGUGAUUUUGGUAUGCCUUUUGCUGGUCAUGGGCCUCAUGCCUUGUAUUUAUUCUCAACAUUUGAUUAGGAACAGGGUGGUCAAGUUCUGAUUAAAUGUCAUGGCCGGUUAAGGACUACAACAAGGAGUUUUGCUGUUCCAGUUCAUGAAUGAUCCUGCCCUCCCCUACUCCACCAUGGCCUUGUGCCUCUGUCCCUGCCCCCGUGUGCCCAAGUCAUGCACACAACUGUAGGCUUCCUAGAAUCCCUACCACAUCUGGAGGAAGCAUUUUAAGUUUCUUUUCCUGUUUUGUUUUCCCUGAAUUGCUGCUUUGAGCCUUUUCAGAUUUUAGUUAGGCUCACCUCUCAUACCUUUUCUGUGUUAGGGUGUUGAAUACAAAUGUUUUUGCUUUAAAUAUAAAUAAAUAGCCAUUCACUUAGUCUCAGAUUGUGAAUUUAAAAUGGUGGAUACUGAACUUGCUUGUGUGCGUUGCAGUGGGCUGUUUGAAGGCAAGCAUCCCAGAACAUGAUAAUACCAUCCAGUGCAUUUAAGUAGAAUUCACUGAGUUUGCUUCUUUUCUAUUGUCAGCAGAUAGGAGAAUUAAUAAUGCAUUUCAGCUGUGAUGUCCAUUUUUGAGAAAUUUCUACUAAAAGCUAUGUUAAAAGUAAAGGAUGGUGGUGGUUCUGUUAACUACAUACCUGCUUAGGCCAUUCUGGCUAAGGUAUUUUUCAACAGGUCAGCAUCCCUGAAUCUGUCAGUUUUGUAUAAGAGUGCAGAGUGAACUAGGCAACUAGAUUAAGAGGUGUAACUAUUAAAUACCAGUUUUGGCUGAGGACCUCUUUGUCUUCCUUUAACUGUUUCGUGCCUAGGGAGUGUUUACCUUUUGUGAGGCAGCUUUGUCUGCUCUUGCAUUGUACAUCUUAUUACUCCAUUGGGAAGUAGGUUCACUUUCCUCUGGCCUUUUGCCUAAGUUAGGCUUUGCUGAAUCAACCCUACUUUUCCUUUUAGAAAAGGUUGUUACAGGAGAUGGACUUGCAACUUCUUUUCCCAUCACAAGUCAGUGAGUGUUUGCUGAGUACAUUAUGCUGCUUCCUUAAACCACAUGUUGCUUUAGGAUCAACUUGACCUGUUUGUACCUUUUUUACUCCCCUUCCUUACCACCUCAAUGUUUGCUUCUUUCAUAUUCUCUUUGCCCCUUUCUUCUCCCAUCAUCCAUUUGACUUUGACUUUAUUUUACAUUAAAUAACUGCAUCACUCUUAAAAAGAUAUCUAUCAAAACCAAGGAGAUUUUUUUCUUAAAGAAAGUUCAAGUAAGUUCCUUUCCCUGGUAACUUUGAAAAGCAACCAGAAUUGUUAUAUAGAUAUAUGUGGUCCCUUAAAAUGCUUUGUAUAUAUGGUGUUCUAAAAAAAUUACCAGUUAACUUUGCAGUAUCUAGAUUUUGAGUGUCAUACAUCCUCUUCACAUGCCCCCUCGUAACAAGUAUCCAAAAAGUGUGUUGCGCUUUAUAGUGUCAGCCCCCCCUCAUGGAGGAGUAGUGCUUUUUAGUUCCAGUGUUGGCAUGCGACCUGAGGGUAUUGGCAGUUGUGGGUGCACUCCCUAACUUGUAUGGUUAAGGUGAAUUAGCCCGUCUUGCUACUUCCAAGCUUUUAUAGCUGUCUCCAUACUUGACAGAAUUAAUUGCUUCUGUUAGUAGUUUCAGUGCCCCCAGCUGAGAUAGGCAAGCCAUAUUGUAUGACAGCUUCCCUAUUUCACCUACCUAAUUCUACCAGAGGGCUCUAUUUAAAGUGAGCACCAGGGGUCUCCCUGUCAUGCAGAGGUUAGUUUGUCUUGAAAGUGCAUGCUUCAUUUGAUCAGUUCAUUAAGCAGCAGAUGGACAUUCAGUGAUUUACAAUAACAUUUUGACCCAAAGCUCAGGACACAUACCAUAGUGGUAAAAUGGAGUAGCAUAUAAUAUCACCAGGCUAAAUUCUGUGUAAUUUGCUGCAACUCAGAUUGUAUGUUUUAUGUGUGUUUAAAUAAAUUUAUUAAAUACACAUGUGUAUACAUACACCCAUAUAUAUAUAUAUAACAGAUCCAAGACUGACUUGAUUUGAAAUGAUUGAAUCUGCUGUGUAAUAUAUGUGGUUCAGCUGUGAUUAGGAGCUGAAAUUUAGUACAAGAGAAAAGGACAAUAUAACAAACAAUUUAGCUAUAUAUCCCGGUAUAGAGCACUUGGGGGAGGGUGGGGUGGGUUGGUGAGACAAUCAGAUCAGUAAAUUGAUGACAUGCUCCUGACCCUGUGAUUUUUGUGCAUAGAGCAAGCACCCUGUGCUGUGCUGUGGAAAUAACUGUUCUUAGAUUUUCAUUGUAACUGGACUGUUCAGGUUGCCCACAGGGAAAGAACAUUCCUAAUUCUAAUAAAAUAAACUUUUAUUUUGUUA